AUGCAGGUAAAUCAACUGUUAUUUGUCGCAGUUACCUUCCUCGGCACUUGCUCAGAUGCAAGUGUCAAUGAUGUUCCGGAUAUAUACGGACCUCUUCCAGUGAUAGCUGUCUCCAAUGUGGACAACAUCAAUCCUUACCUCAAAAGGCACCCAGGUGAUUUUGCUCAUCCCGGCCUCUGGCACUCGCACGACGACCUGGAGCGUAUUCGCAACAAUGUUCUGUCCAAUAAGGAACCCUGGGCAUCUACUUUCGCCAAUUUCAGUACCGACGCCCAUUCCCUUUCAAAUUAUACCAUGAAAGGACCAUACUCUGUCCUGUCGCGAGGAAAAAUCAGUAACUACACCUCAUUCGCUAGUGAUUCACGUGCUGCAUGGCAGAACGCCAUGAUGUGGUAUAUUACCAAAGAUCAGGCUCAUUGGGAUCGCAGUACCUCAAUCCUUGACGCCUGGGGGUCCAACUUGACAAAUAUCAUUGGUACCGAUCGCUCACUAUUGAUCGGGUUAGACGGAGAUCUUUUCGUCAAUGCAGCUGAAAUAAUGCGCUGGGAGGGCAACUGGACUGAAGCGGGUGCUUCGUGGCGAGGAGGCUCCGGCUUCAGUAAUCAGUUAUAUUGGCUGUUUUCUCGACAGGCAGCUGUCAUAGGGCAGGCAAACUACGGUAUGGUCAGCAUCAAGUCUUUGUUGAGCUUUGCGGUCUACUUGGAUGACGUCACUCUAUACAACUAUGCCAUGAACGCUUUCAUCAACGACCCCUGUGCUGGUAUCUUCGCCAUGUACAAACCAUCGACAGGACAAUCGGUGGAAUCAGGUCGGGAUCAAGGUCACACAAUAUCUGGUAUUGCAUGGACUGCAUAUGCAGCUCGAGUGGCACAAACUCAAGGGGUUGACCUCUACAAGCUUGGAGACAACCUUUUGCUCAAGGCAUCCGAAUACUCUGCAGCAUAUAAUCUGAACGAGACCGUCGCUUAUGAUCCAGCAUGGCAUAGAUGUGAAGCAGUCCUAGUUGGUGCUCCUUGGGCCACUAUCGCCGAAUAUAAUAGGGGGAUAUCUAAUGCGCUACCGGCUUGGGAUAUACUGUACUACCAAUAUGUUGUUAAACGUAAGUUGAAGGCACCAUGGACCAGCAAGGCUCAGAGCGAGGAAGGUCCGGAGGGAGCUGUGGCAACGAAUGAUCACCCAAGCUGGGGAGGACUUAUUUGGGCUUACUAGAUCAGGA
This is a messenger RNA of Penicillium canescens, 1216 nucleotides long. RefSeq lists its product as uncharacterized. NCBI's taxonomy places the organism in Eukaryota, Fungi, Ascomycota, Eurotiomycetes, Eurotiales, Aspergillaceae. The record is from RefSeq and is a predicted model, not a curated record. Bases 1 to 1209 code for a protein of 402 amino acids. The transcript has 3 exons.